AUGGAUGAACACAUGGACACUGAAGAUGAUGGCCUCAUCAUCCCAAGACCCAUAGACGCUGAAGCAAACUCCCUCAUUCAUCUCAGCCUCGUUGGAAGGUUCCUUACGGAAAGAACGAUUCGCACGAUGAUCAUGAAAGAUAGGAUGGCCAGUAUAUGGCGACCGGUAAAAGGCGUCUCAAUAUCGGAAAUCCAAACGAAUAUUUUUCUAUUCCAAUUCUUUCACAUUCUUGACUUCAAUCGCAUAUACGAAGGAGGUCCCUGGUCAUUUGAUAACAACAUGCUGAUCUUAAGCAAAAUCCAUAGAGGUGAAAUCCCUACAGAAGUCCCCCUAUUCCACAUACCUGUUUGGGUUCAAGUGCACAACCUCCCUGCCGGAUUUAUGUCACAGGAAGUUGGCAAACUCCUUGGAAAUGCAAUAGGAGAAUACCUUGCCUACGAUGAAAAGCAUAAUACUAGCUUCUGGAAAGCGUACAUGCGAAUCAGAGUCAACCUUGACAUUAGGAAACCUAUACUAAAAGAAAAGAAAAUCAAAAACCCUGGAGAAGAGUGGAAAACUGUUAAUUUUAAAUAUGAAAGACUUGGUCAAUUCUGUUACUUUUGUGGUUUCUUGGGGCAUAACGAUUCUUUUUGCAGGAAGCUUUUUGAUUCUCAGGUUGAUGACGAAACUCGAAACUGGGAUGCCUCUCUUAGAGCUACUUUACGCCAACAAGGAAACUAUGGUGGAGCCAAAUGGCUAAGAUAUGAAAUCAACAAAGAUGAUAAAAUCAUCACGCACUUAGACGCCCCCCAUAAUGGCCCAGAAGUUGAUCAUCAUCAAGAUGCAAAAACUGAAAGCAAUUCAGUCCUGGACAAGAAAAGAAGAAGAGACCAAGAAGGAAUACCAAAACAAUUAAAAGAAAACCCAACCCAUUCCAUCGUUGACGAGGAAAACGAUUCACAAAGAUUUCAUUUUUUAUCGGCAGUCCCUGGCACCCAGGGCUGCCAGGGGUUAUGA
Messenger RNA from Cajanus cajan (pigeon pea), 996 nucleotides. RefSeq lists its product as uncharacterized. The record is from RefSeq and is a predicted model, not a curated record. NCBI's taxonomy places the organism in Eukaryota, Viridiplantae, Streptophyta, Magnoliopsida, Fabales, Fabaceae.